CAUUUUUGCUACGUUUGAUUGAAACGUAGCGAAGGGUAGGAAAGUUUGCUUAAAAUGAGAUAACUGACGAAAAUUUUAAGCAUAAAAAAUAGGACAGGACCGAAAAUAUAAAAACCAGCUGUAUGUUGUUUAUACGAUUCGCACCAAAAUUAAUCUGCAAUGGAAGAUUUUUCAACUACCAAAUUGUAUGAAGAGCUUCUUCAUAUCAUUCACAUCACGGAGGAAAAUCAGAACAUUAUUGAUAUAUUGAAUCAAUAAACUGAAGGACUGGAUGUUUUGGAGCAGCGCUAUAUAAAAACUGAACAAAAGCACAUUGAGUGACGACAAUGUCGAAAGCACCAUGAUAAUAUAAUGUACUAGUAGCUCGCAUGUCGGUGUCAACACUUCAUCAGACGUGUCGGAAACAAUGAGAAGGAUUUGAGUGAUUGGUGCUUUGGCGUUGAGUGUGUUCAAGAAAUAUCGACCGGCAUUAUCAAUAAUUUUCAGGUUGCCUAGCAAGGUGUUUAUUAUACAUUCCCGUCGUGACAGCUUUCACGCGAAAAUGUUUUAAUUCCGUGCGCGAUUUUAGCUGCGACGAUGAGCGAAGAAAAAAAGAAAGAUGCGGAAAAGAAACAAGACGACUCAGAAGAUGAACGUUUCGAAUUUAUAUUCAAUUACUUAACCAAAUCGUAUCGUCUGAAGCACGAAAAAUGGUCCAAAAUGCUGUCAAUCGAAGACAAUAAGAAAAUGGUUCUGAAGUUUCUGAACGAUCCUAAGCAAAAAAUGUUAAUAUUAACCGUCUUGUCUACUGGUGUCUUGACUCCAUUCAAUCAAUUCAACAGUUUGAUAAGGCAAAAAUUUACGUAUUUUAUUCGGAAAAAAGAGGAAGAAAUUACGAUUGAAAACUUUUUGGACGUGGUGACGUUCGGCGAUAUGUCAGGAAAGCCCAUUGAAGAUCUAUCCGUUCUCGUCGAGGGGGUAUUCGUUCCUCUGCUUUCUAAUCCUGCUAACCACAAGGGAUGGCCCAAAGUGGUAGCUCAGGAUGUCGUAUCGCACGUCAGAACUUUUAAAAAUACCGUUGAUCAAAUUAAAGGUGCGAUGAAAAGUCAGGUGAUUCUACCUAUGCCUCAGGGUAUAUCAAAUGUACACCAAUCGAUCCAGGUGUAUAUGGAUUCCAACGGAGACGAAGUAAACUUGCCACUUAAAACAACGAUGGAGAACUCAGUGAUGAAAUGGACAACUAUCGUCAAUGAAAUUUUGAAGCAAACUUCUCAAAUUUGUUUUGUUGACGGCCAGAAUCCGACACCGCGGAAUGAAAUAGAAUUUUGGAAUGCGAGAAACAAGAACUUGGAAUCUAUUUACGAUCAGCUUCGUGAUCCACGAGUUAAGAAAAUGGGAGAAUAUUUGGAAAUAACAAAAAGUACAUAUUCGAAAUCAUUUAAAACUCUCUUCAAGAAUGUUGUUUCCGCUGUUGUGGAAACAAGAGAUAUUUGCAAAUAUUUAAAGACAUUGGUGCCACAUUGUCAUAAAUUUGAAGAGGAGGACUUUUUAGAUACUGAACCUUACGUGAAACCUCUGGUUCACAUCGUGGGUCUGAUAUGGGUAAACUCCCAAUACUAUUCGAGGUGUGACCGUAUAGUAGUCUUAAUUCAGAUGAUAGGAAAUCUACUGAUAGAAUCGGCAGUACAGUCUCUGGAUCCAAGCAGUAUAUUCCAAGGAGAACCGGACGAAAUGCACGAAAAAAUAGAUCGCGCUAUUCUGGUUAUCGCGAAAUUUGAAUUCUCAGUCGAGUACGUCCGAGAUAAUUUGGAUUCUUACUACGACUCCCGCCCCAUAGGUUCGGCGGAAGUCGAGAGAAAGCCGUGGAACUUUCACCGCCGCAAUGUUUUCCAAAGGCUUCUCGAUUUCGUAGAGAGGCUCGAUCUCGUUAAGCAAAUUCUUCAAACCCAUUUGGACUUUAAUAAACUGGAAAAAGUCGAAAUCGGGGGAAUAAAGGGUAGAUAUCUGUCCUCUAAGUGCGCCGAUAUACUGGAGGAAUUCAACAAGGCCUACAAUCUGUUCGCAAACAUUCAGUAUGACGUCCUGGAUACGGCUGACGAUUCGCUGGCCAAAGAUUACGAGAAGUUACAAAUUUCGUGCGCCGAUUUCGACAAGAGGUUGGCUGCUAUUUUCUCGCAAGCUUUCGAAGAUUGCUCGAAUUUAACGGCCAUGUUUAAGUACUUAAAUUUGGCCGGAAAUUUGUUUAGUAGACGAUUAGUUUAUGAAGAAUUGACCGGUAAAUAUCCGGUAAUCGUGGAGAUGUUCGAUGAAGAAUUGGACAAUGUCAAAUCCCUCUUUGAUGAAGGUAAAAAAUACGAGGUUCCAAUAGCGCAAAACUAUCCUCCGGUUGCGGGAACUAUCUUGUGGCUUCGCAAGUUGUACGACAGGAUCGCCAGGCCCGGAGAUGAAUUGAAACUACUAAAUACCGAUAUAAUCAAAGAAGAGGACACUGUGCAUGUUAUGAAAAAAAUGCAUGAAAUGCUUCAGAUUCUGAGAGACGAAGAAGAGAUCGUGUUCAAAGAUUGGUGCCAACAGGUUCCGCAACAGAUUGUCCAAGGCAUGUCGAAAUUUCAAUUAACCAGAAAUGAACAGAAACUGUUGGAUGUGAACUUUGAUAGAGAACUCGAAGCAAUUUUACGGGAAGUCAAGUACUUGAGAAAUAUGGAAAUAGACAAUAUACCUGAUGAUGCCACUGAAUUGUUUAAAAAAUGCGAAGGAUUGUUGGACUCGAUUCUAAAAUUUAAGAGAAUUGUAGAAUGGUACAAUUAUCUACAAACCUCAACUUCAGAGGUGGAAUUUAACCUAAUCAAGGGCGAACUUGAAGCAAUUGAUGAAAUGUUAGAGCAAGUUACUGCUUACUAUACCUGGAAUAGCAACAAUCUGGAAAUUAUUACAAAAAUAUUUAAUACUGUGAAGCAAUUGGUAGACAGAAUUAAGCUGGCUCAGAAAAAUGUUAAAAAUCUCAUUGCCGGAAUAAAGGUGUGGGUUCAGCAGCCACUUUUCGAGAGGAAAGAUGGCAGAAAAGAAAACUUGAUUUAUCUGGAGGACAGAAUAGAAAAAAUACAGAAAAGGAAAGAACAGGUUACCGCUUCCUCUUGCGAAUUAGAACGGGUCAUUAAAGAAAAUUAUGAACUCUUCUUUAAUGAACCCUUCGAGGAAAUUCCUCCUCCUCCGAUAGAAACCCCUGUGGAGACGCCAGUCUCACCAGAACCGAAGCCGACUAAAAAAUUGAGGACGAAAGAAAAAGGAAGGAGAAAAGCUGUUAAGAAACAGCAGGAGGAAGACGUACUUCGAGAGAUGAAAGAAACUGCUAGAACGGAAGAGGAGGUGAAACGAAAAGAGACGAAGAUGACCAUGUGGCUGCCGUAUCUGGAAGAAUUGGAUGAAGUUGUUAAAGACUUGAUGCUCACAGCAGUUCAUAAUUCGCAAUUGUUCUUUCUGAUCGAAAUGCAUGAAACAGCCAAGGCUCCGUUGAUGGAGUUGGUAAUGGAACUUCACGAGCCGAAUAUAAUUUUUAUUCCAUCGAUCGAUACAGAUGAGUCUGCGAAUUUUUUGCAAUUUGUAGAAGACUUGCUGGAAGAUAUUUACUCUAUGUCUCAUUAUAUGGUUCACGCCAAUCCAAAAAUAAGCAUUAGCUAUUACGACAUAGUUAGGGAGAACCCGGAUAUAUCACAUCAACAUAACGAAAUAUGCAAAAAGGCAUUCCAAGGGAUGGAAAGCGCGGCAAAUUUCCUCAAAGAUUUUGACGAUUACUACCCGUUAUGGGAGGAAGACCGGCAAGAAACACUGCGACAGUUUUUGCUUUACGGCAGACCUUUAAAUUUAGAGGAAGUAGAGUUAAUUAGGGAAGAAGGCGAACAGGCUCUUAAGGAAACACCUCCGACUCUUAACCAAUUUAAAGAACAAAUAGAUUAUUACGAAGAGUUGUACAAGAAGGUAGAAGAAAUCCCGACCGAAAAGAUACUGGGCGGUUGGUUGAGAGUAGAUCUUCGACCUUUACGUCAAGCGAUUUUGAAUAGUGUUUGCAAAUGGGGAAAUCUAUUUAAGCAACAUUUGUACAAUAAGGUAAUUGGCAGUCUGCAAGAAUUAGAGGAUUUUGUAAAAGAGGCGGUGACAGCAAUGCAGGUUACUUUGACGGAGGACGAUUACGACGGAUUGUUGAACGUAAUGAGUUACUUGUUUAAAGUGAAAGAGAGGCAACAUGAAACAGAUAACAUGUUUGAGCCUCUAAAACAGAUAAUGGAUUUAUUGAAAGAAUACGAUGUGGAAUUUCCUGAAGAUAUCAUAGUGCAGUUGCAAGAAAUUCCUGACAGAUGGAUACAGUGUAAGAAGGUUGCUGCAACUACCAAACAAACGGUAGCACCGCUGCAGGCUCUCCAAGUUAAUGCAAUAAAGCGGCGCAUCAAUCUCUUCGAAAUACGGCAGUCUAUGUACCGAGAUCAGUUCAAGAUUCUUCCGCUUUUCAACUGGAACUGUCAACGGGUUUACCGGUUACUGGACAAAGUCAACAAUGAACUAUCUGAUCUGGAAAAGGAACGCGACAAGAUUCAAGAACAAGCAAACCUAUUCGAACUGAUCCUUCCAGAAUUUAAAGCGCUGAGAGCGACCAGAAAAGAAAUAAAGCAGGUCAAACAACUGUGGGAUUUCAUUAAGGUGGCGAGAUCUUGCAUCGAUGAGUGGAAGCUUACGCCGUGGAAGAAAAUAGACGUGGAAAACAUGGAAAUGGAGUGCAAGAAGUACGGGAAGGAGAUACGGCAAAUGGACAAAGAAAUCAAAGGGUGGGACGCAUAUAUUCAGAUGGAAGCCACCGUUAAGAACAUGUUGACCUCGCUCAGAGCUGUGACGGAAUUGCAGAAUCCUGCCAUCAGAGAUCGGCACUGGAUUCAACUUAUGCAAGCGACAAAGACAGGAGAAAAAUUGGCUUCCCUAAUUUAUACUGUCAAAUUCGUCAUGGAUGACGAUACUACGUUAAGAGAUUUAUUGGACUUGAAUCUUCACGAAUAUGAAGACGAAGUCAAAACCAUUGUAGACAAAUCCGUGAAAGAGAUGGCUAUGGAAAAAAUCCUGAAAGAAUUAAACUCCACUUGGAGUGUGCUGGAGUUUGGAACAGAGGUUCACGAGAGAACUAAACUUCGAAUAAUCACCAUAACUGAAGAAAUGAUUGAAACGCUGGAGGAAAACCAAGUCGCCUUACAAAAUAUGAUGACGUCUAAGUUUAUCGAUUACUUUUUGGAUGAAGUAUCUGACUGGCAAAGAAAGCUAUCGAAUGCCGACCAAGUCAUUCAAAUUUACUUUGAAGUUCAACGAAAGUGGAUGUAUUUGGAGAGUAUUUUCAUUGGGUCGGAGGACAUCCGACUCCAACUUCCAGAAGAUUCGAAACGAUUCGACAGAAUCGAUAGAGAGUUUAAGGAUAUCUUGUCCGAAAUGUUGAAAACCUUAAAUAUUGUAAAAGCCACCAACAAGCACGGAUUGUACGAGAAACUGGAGAGCCUGCUAAAAGAACUUACUUUAUGUGAGAAAGCCCUUAAUGAUUACCUGGAAACGAAGCGCUUGGCUUUUCCCAGAUUUUAUUUCGUAUCUUCGGCUGACUUAUUAGACAUUUUGUCCAACGGAAACCAACCCGAUCUUAUACAGAGACAUCUGACGAAACUGUUUGAUUCGUUGGCCCGGCUGGUGUUUGUUCAAGAGGGUGGUAGGAAUUCGAAGAGGGCUAAAGAGAUGAUAUCCAAGGAAAACGAAGAACAUGUACCAUUUGUGCGACCUUGCGAUUGCAGCGGUAAAGUCGAGUUGUGGCUGAAUAGGGUUAUAGAUGUUAUGCGCGAAACGCUUCAUCAACAGUUCGAGGAGGCGGUAAUCACCUAUGACGAAAAACCGCGAGAGGUGUGGAUAUAUGAUUUUCCUGCCCAGCCUGCUCUGUGUGGUACCCAAAUAUGGUGGACCACGGAAGUGAACAUGGCGUUUGCGAGGUUGGAGGAAGGCUACGAAAAUGCGCUUAGGGAUUAUCAAAGGAAGCAAGUUGGCCAACUGACGUCGCUUAUUAAUUUGUUGUUGGGCGAUUUGACUGCCGGCGAGAGACAGAAAAUCAUGACGAUCUGCACCAUUGAUGUGCAUUCGCGCGACGUGGUGGCUAAAAUGAUCGCCAUUAAGGUGGAAAAUUCUCAAGCUUUCCAAUGGCAGAGCCAACUGAGGCAUCGAUGGGACGAGAAAGAGAAGGAUUGCUUCGCCAAUAUUUGCGAUGCUCAGUUUAGAUACUCUUACGAGUAUUUGGGGAACACGCCUCGGCUGGUUAUUACUCCUUUGACUGACAGGUGCUACAUUACUCUUACACAAAGUCUGCAUUUAAUAAUGGGUGGUGCUCCCGCUGGACCGGCAGGGACGGGUAAAACUGAAACUACAAAGGAUCUGGGAAAAGCUCUUGGUAUGAUGGUGUACGUCUUCAACUGUUCCGAGCAAAUGGAUUAUAAAUCGAUAGGAAAUAUUUAUAAGGGUUUGGCUCAAACUGGGUGCUGGGGAUGUUUUGAUGAAUUCAAUAGAAUAUCCAUCGAGGUUCUUUCAGUGGUUGCCGUUCAAGUGAAAACCAUCCAGGACGCGAUCAAAGACAAUAAAAAGAAAUUCUGGUUUUUGGGUCAGCAAAUCGCUUUAGUACCUACGGUCGGUCUGUUCAUUACUAUGAAUCCUGGUUACGCUGGUCGGACUGAACUGCCCGAAAAUUUGAAAGCUCUUUUUCGCCCAUGCGCCAUGGUGGUGCCUGAUUUUGCGUUAAUUUGCGAAAUUAUGUUGGUCGCGGAAGGUUUUCAAGAAGCUCGCUUGCUAGCUAGAAAAUUCAUAACGCUCUACACUCUAUGUAAGGAACUCCUCAGCAAACAGGAUCAUUACGACUGGGGUUUGAGGGCGAUUAAAUCGGUGCUGGUUGUUGCCGGCUCGCUUAAACGUGGUGAUAGACAAAGACCCGAAGACCAAGUGUUAAUGAGGGCUUUGCGCGACUUCAACAUACCCAAAAUAAUUACAGAAGACGUGCCGGUCUUUAUGGGAUUAAUUGGUGACUUGUUUCCGGCAUUGGACGUGCCAAGGAAGCGCAACUUAGAGUUCGAGAAAAUGAUCAAGAAGACCACAAUCGAAAUGAAACUUCAACCGGAAGAAGGAUUCAUUUUGAAAAUUGUUCAAUUGGAGGAGUUGUUUGCGGUGAGGCACUCAGUAUUCAUCAUCGGGUUCGCCGGGACCGGAAAGUCUAUGGUGUGGAAAACCUUAAAUCGCACUUACGCUAACAUGAAAUUGAAACCCGUCUACAAUGAUUUGAAUCCAAAAGCUGUAACUAAUGACGAACUGUUUGGGGUGAUCAAUCCAUCGACUAGAGAAUGGAAAGAUGGCUUAUUUUCUGUAAUUAUGAGAGAUCAAGCGAACUUAAGUGGAGAGGGUCCCAAAUGGAUUGUCCUAGAUGGCGAUAUUGAUCCGAUGUGGAUCGAAUCUCUCAACACUUUAAUGGACGAUAACAAAGUUUUGACUUUGGCCAGCAACGAACGUAUCGCGUUGACCCGUUCGAUGAGGUUGCUAUUUGAAAUUGCAAACCUAAGGACUGCAACCCCAGCAACUGUGUCCAGAGCUGGCAUUUUGUAUAUAAAUCCCGCGGAUCUGGGCUGGAGCCCUUUCGUCGCCUCUUGGAUCGACACCAGAACCCAACAAAGUGAAAAAGCAAAUUUGAUGAUAUUAUUUGAUAAAUACGUACCUCCCUGUUUGGAAGCCGUUCACAAAAAGUUCAAAAAAAUCACUCCAAUAUCGGACAUAGCCCACUUGCAAAUGCUGUGCAGUUUGCUAGACUGUUUUUUAACUGCCCAAAACGUUCCUCUUGAUUGCCCGAAGGAAUGGUACGAGACCUAUUUCGUUUUUUCGGUGGUGUGGGCUUUCGGGUCCGCGAUGUUUCAGGACCAAAUCAUAGACUGGCGGAACGAAUUCAGCAAAUGGUUCAUAAACGAGUUCAAAAGUAUCAAGUUUCCCGUAGGUGGUAACGUGUUUCAAUACUACAUUGAUUCGGAAACGAAAAAGUUUUUGCCGUGGACAGAUUUGGUUCCUCAUUUUGAGCUCGAUCCCGAUAUCCCACUGCAGGCGACCCUGGUGAAUACCGCUGAAACCAGUCGGAUAAGAUUCUUUGUCGAUCGACUGGUUGCGAUGAAAGUACCGGUUAUGUUGGUGGGUCCUGCAGGAAGCGGCAAAACCGUUAUCAUCCAAGAGAAACUGAAUAGUUUGGAAGAUACUUACGCUGUAACGAACGUGCCGUUCAAUUUUUACACCACAUCGGAGAUGUUUCAGAAAAUUUUGGAAAAACCUUUGGAGAAAAAAGCGGGCAAGGUAUAUGGUCCGCCGGGCAAUAAAACGAUGAUAUACUUCAUCGACGACAUGAAUAUGCCAGAGGUUGAUAAAUAUUUUACCGUACAACCGCAUACGCUUUUAAAACAAUGGAUGGAUUACCAACAUUGGUACGACAGACAGAAGUUGACCAUAAAGGAAAUCCACAACGUGCAGUUUAUAUCUGGCAUGAAUCCGACUGCUGGUUCUUUCACUAUCGAUCCACGAUUGCAGCGGCAUUUUAGCGUUUUCGCAGUCAGCUACCCUUCCGAAGAAGCCUCCUUACACAUUUAUAAUUCGAUUUUUUCACAGCACCUUGCCAGUCCGCUUCAAAAGUUCAGCGCCAAUAUUCAGAAACUUUGCCCGACGCUUGUGCAAGCGGCGCUCCAUUUGCAUCAAAAAGUGGGCCAAACUUUUCUUCCAACUGCUGUAAAGUUCCAUUACACUUUUACGCUCAGGGACUUCUCUAACGUUUUCCAAGGGAUGCUUUUUGCAACUGGGGCCGCCAUUCCCAAUCAGUCUUCUCUCAUUCGUCUUUGGAUGCACGAAGCGAAUAGAGUUUACGGCGACAAAUUGGUUGAACGCCGCGAUAUGGAUACUUUUAACAAGCUCAUGAUCGAAACCGUUAAAAAAGGGUUCGAGGAGCUAGACGAAAAUGUCGUGUUUGAAAAGCCGUUAAUUUUCUGCCAUUUUUCAGAAGGAAUAGGCGAUCCCAAAUACUUUCCCAUCACCGAUUUUGACCAUUUGAGUAGAUUAUUACAUGACGCACUGAGCGGAUACAACGACCUGAUUGCGGCAAUGAAUCUAGUACUUUUCGAGGACGCCAUGUAUCACAUAUGCCGUAUUAGCAGGAUAUUAGAGGCACCUAGAGGCAACGCUUUAUUGGUAGGUGUAGGAGGAUUCGGAAAACAGUCUCUUACUAGACUAGCAGCGUUCAUUUCGUCUUUCGAAGUAUUCCAAAUUCAACUGAAGAAAGGUUACUCUAUGCACGAUAUGAAAACAGAUAUUGCUCAACUGUAUUUAAAGGUUGGUCUGAAGAGUGUUGGAAUCGUGUUCUUGAUGACCGAUGCCCAGGUGCCCGACGAAUCAUACCUGGUGUUAAUCAACGACGUUCUUGCGUCGGGUGAAAUUAGUGAGCUGCUACCGGAUGAAGACGUCGAAAAUGUCAUCAAUGGAGUUCGAGGUGAGGUCAAAGGUUUGGGUCUGCAAGAUACGCGCGAAAACUGCUGGAAAUUCUUCAUCGAUCGCGUGAGACGCCUUCUGAAAAUAGUGCUCUGUUUUUCACCUGUCGGUUCGACGCUGCGAGUGCGCGCUAGGAAAUUUCCAGCAUUGGUUAACUGUUGCUCUAUCGAUUGGUUCCACGAUUGGCCCAGGGAAGCUUUGGAGUCGGUAUCGAAGAGGUUUGUAGCUGAAAUCGAAGUUUUACCGCAACCUCUUAUCGAUUCGGUCUCGUUGUUUAUGUCCCAUGUUCACGGGCUAGUUAAUGACUUUUCGGAAACCUACUUGCAGAACGAAAAACGUUACAAUUACACAACACCCAAAUCCUUCUUAGAACAAAUCGAUCUGUAUGGGAAACUCUUAACAGAGAAAUCGGAGGAUCUUCACAACAAUAUUGACCGCCUGCAAACCGGUUUGACUAAGCUAGCGUCGACGUCCGAGGAAGUGGACGGUCUUAAAGAAGUUCUCGCGGUGCAGGAAGUAGAGUUGGCGGAAAAAAAUGUCGCCGCCAGUAAGCUGAUCGAAGUCCUUUCGAUCGAGAACGAGAAAGUGGCGAAAGAGCAGGCGAUAGCCAGCGAAGAAGAAGCGAAAGUUAAAUUAAUUGAGGAAGACGUAACGAUUAAAGCCAAAAUUUGCGCAGAAGAUCUAGCUAAAGCCGAACCGGCUCUGAUUGCGGCCCAGGCGGCUUUAAAUACGCUAAACAAAAACAACUUGACGGAGUUGAAAUCGUUCGGCAGUCCGCCUGACGCGGUCGUCGCUGUUUGCGCCGCAGUUUUGGUACUGUUUUCAAAAAAAGGCAAAAUUCCCAAAGAUAGAAGUUGGAAGGAAUGCAAACUAAUGAUGGGUAAAGUAGAUCAAUUUUUGAACGACCUGAUCACUUACGAUAAGGAAAAUAUGCAGCCGGAAGUGGUCAAGGCUGCACAGGAAUACCUAAAAGAUCCCGAAUUUAACCCGGAAAAUAUCCUGAGUAAAUCUGUAGCCGCCGCCGGCCUCUGCGCUUGGGUUAUAAAUAUAUUGAAAUUCUAUGAUGUGUUUGUAGUGGUGGAGCCCAAAAGACGGGCUUUGGCGGCCGCGAACAAGGAAUUGGCGGAUGCGCGAGGGAGACUCGCCGAACUCAAAGAGAAACUCGACGAGCUGGAGAAACAACUGGCCAUACUAAGGGCGGAAUUUGAAGAUGCCACAAAUGCUAAGCUUAAAUGCCAAGCCGAAGCGGACGCUACCACCCAGAUGAUCGAUUUGGCCAAUCGACUGGUGAAUGGUUUGGCUUCAGAAAAUAUUCGUUGGAGGGAGCUGAUUAAACAUUACAAGGAGGCUACCGUGACCCUUCCCGGAGACAUUUUAUUGGUCACUGCUUUUAUUUCGUAUUUAGGAUGCUUUACUAAACGGUAUCGUACUGAUAUGUUGGACAAACACUGGAGGCCGUUUUUAAAGACUCUUGAAGUGCCGAUUCCUAUGACCGAAGACUUGGACCCUUUAACCAUACUGACCGACGAUGCCAAGAUUGCGCAGUGGAACAAUGAAGGUCUUCCUACUGAUCGCAUGUCUACAGAAAACGCCUGCAUAUUAACGAAAUCGACUAGAUGGCCCCUCAUUAUCGACCCGCAAUUGCAAGGUAUAAAAUGGAUUAAAACGAAGUACGGGGACCAUUUAAAAGUGGUGAGGUUAACGCAGAGGACGUAUUUGGAUGUGAUCGAAAAAUGCAUUUCUGAUGGACAGACGGUGCUGAUAGAAAACAUUGGAGAAACUAUGGACGCCGUUAUGGAUCCAAUCCUGGGCAGGGUGUUGGUGAAAAAGGGAAGAUGCAUUAAGAUCGGCGACAAAGAAAUCGACUUCAAUCCCAAUUUCCGAUUGAUUUUGCACACGAAACUGGCGAACCCGCAUUACAAACCGGAAAUUCAAGCCCAAACCACUUUGAUUAAUUUCACUGUUACCCGUGACGGUUUGGAGGAGCAACUGUUGGCAGAAGUCGUAAAAGCCGAACGGCCUGAUUUGGAAACGCUCAAAUCGACUUUAACGAAACAACAAAACGAUUUCAAAAUUACCCUAAAAACGUGCGAGGACAAUUUGCUUUACAGAUUAUCCUCUGCCACUGGAAAUAUUCUGGGAGACGUUGAGUUGGUAGUUAACUUGGAGACGACAAAAAAGACGGCGAAUGAGAUUGCAUUAAAAGUGGAGGAAGCUAAAUUGACUUCGGUAAAAAUCGACGAGGCUCGUGAACACUACCGACCGUGCGCAACGAGGGCGUCUUUGUUGUAUUUCAUACUGAACGAUUUGUUUCGUAUUAACGCCAUCUACCAAUUUUCCUUAAAAGCCUUUAGCGUUGUCUUUAAAGAUGCGUUGAAGAGAGCUACGCCGGCAGAGAAUUUAAACGAAAGGGUCUCAAAUUUGCUGGAUAACAUCACGUUCUCCGUUUUCAUGUACACCUCCCGUGGUUUAUUCGAAUGCGAUAAGCUAACGUUCAUGGCCCAAAUGACUUUCCAGAUAUUUUUGCAACUGGGAGAAAUAAAUCCAGAGGAACUGGAUUUUCUUCUUCGAUUUCCCGCCAUAGCCAAUCUAAGUUCGCCGGUAGAUUUUUUAAACAAUAUUUCUUGGGGUGGUAUAAAAACGCUUUCUCUCACCGAGGAGUUUAAAAACCUCGACAAGGAUUUGGAGGGGUCAGCCAAAAGGUGGAGAAAAUUCGCAGAGAGCGAAUGCCCGGAAAAGGAAAAAUUUCCUGGCGAAUGGAAAAACAAAACGACUCUACAAAAGUUGUGCAUUAUGCGGUGCCUUCGGCCAGACAGAAUGACUUACGCGGUGAGUCUCUAUAUCGAAGAAAAAUUAGGGUCUAAAUACAUAACUGCUCGGAGCGUUGCGUUUGAAAAAUCCUACGAGGAGACCAGCUCCUCGACUCCAGUAUUUUUCAUUUUAUCCCCGGGAGUGAACCCACUAAAAGACGUUGAGCGAAUGGGGAAACGAUUGGGGUUCACGUUCGAUCAUGGAAAUUUUCACAGUGUCUCUCUAGGCCAAGGCCAAGAAAUCGUUGCCGAAAAUGCGAUGGAUUUGGCAGCCCAAGAAGGUCAAUGGGUCAUCCUACAAAAUAUCCAUCUGGUGGUGAAGUGGUUGGCAACGCUUGAGAAGAAAAUGGAACAGUGUGGUGAAAGUGCACACGACAAUUACAGAUUAUACUUGAGCGCCGAACCUUCUCCAGACCCACACUCUUGCGUAAUACCUCAAGGUAUUUUAGAAUCCUCGAUUAAAAUAACGAACGAACCACCCACCGGUAUGUAUGCGAACUUGCAUAAAGCUCUGGAUAAUUUUAAUCAGGAAACUUUGGAGAUGUGCUCCAAGGAAGCGGAGUUUAAGGCAAUUUUGUUUGCCCUCUGCUAUUUCCACGCUGUGGUGGCGGAAAGGAGGAAAUUCGGGCCACAGGGUUGGAACAGGAAUUACCCGUUCAACGUAGGCGAUUUGACCAUUAGCGUAAGCGUCCUCUACAACUAUUUGGAAAACACCAACAAGAUCCCGUGGGAAGAUUUGAGGUACUUAUUCGGGGAGAUUAUGUACGGAGGGCACAUAACCGACGACUGGGACAGAAGAUUAUGUCGGAGCUAUCUAUUAAGUUACAUGCAACCGGAAUUAAUCGAAGGGGAUUUACACUUCGCCCCAGGUUUUUUUGCACCGCCAAAUACGGACUACGUCGGAUAUCAUAAGUACAUAGACGACAGAUUGCCGACCGAGAGUCCGUACUUGUAUGGACUACAUCCGAAUGCGGAAAUUGGCUUUUUAGCAAGUACCGCAGAGAACAUGUUCCGAACUAUUUUUGAAAUGCAACCCAGGGACUCUAGUGCUGCGGCGGGGGCUGGUAUGUCAAAGGAAGACAAGGUUAGAAAUGCUUUGGAGGAAAUCUACGACAAAUUGCCUGAAGAGUUUCCCGUAGUCGAAAUGAUGGCCAAAGUCGAAGAGCGCACCCCUUACAUCAUUGUCGCUUUCCAAGAAUGCGAAAGGAUGAACACAUUAACGAGGGAAAUGAAGAGGUCGCUACGUGAACUCGAUUUGGGGUUAAAGGGCGAGCUGACUAUUACAUCUGACAUGGAGGAUCUACAAGAAUCGCUGUAUUUGGAUCAGGUGCCGGAUUCAUGGUCUUCGAAGGCUUAUCCUAGCUUGCUUCCCCUCGGACAAUGGGUUGGAGACCUCUCACUAAGAAUAAAAGAACUAGAAGGUUGGACGCAAGAUUUUUCGAUGCCCGCUACCGUAUGGUUGGGUGGGUUUUUCAAUCCGCAAUCAUUUUUGACUGCUAUAAUGCAGCAAACUGCCCGAAAAAAUGAAUGGCCGCUGGACAAAAUGUGCCUGAUGACGGAGGUGACGAAGAAGCAAAAGGACGAUUUCAAUUCGCCGCCUAGGGAAGGCGCGUACGUCCAUGGAUUGUUUAUGGAGGGUGCAAGAUGGGACGUCCAGCUAAAUAGCAUAGCGGACUCGAAGCUAAAAGAGUUGUUCCCAGUAGUGCCUGUUAUUUUCAUAAAAGCCAUUACCCAGGACAAACAAGACCUUCGUAACAUGUACGAUUGUCCAGUGUAUAAAACAAGGAUGAGAGGUCCCACGUUUGUUUGGACGUUCAACCUGAAAACGAAGGAAAAGGCAUUGAAAUGGACGCUGGCGGGGGUGGCGAUAUUGUUGCAAGUUUAAAUAACACACGGAAAAUGUUUUGACUUUUCAUGUUGACUCUAUUAAGAUAUAGUUUGUUAACAAAUAAAGAAUUAUUCAUU
Cylas formicarius (sweet potato weevil) is the source of this 14315-nucleotide messenger RNA. Its product is annotated as dynein beta chain, ciliary-like. The transcript has 21 exons. The record is from RefSeq and is a predicted model, not a curated record. The coding region runs from base 577 to 14235 and encodes 4552 amino acids. Gene Ontology annotation, cellular component: dynein complex. Gene Ontology annotation, molecular function: dynein light intermediate chain binding; minus-end-directed microtubule motor activity; dynein intermediate chain binding. Gene Ontology annotation, biological process: microtubule-based movement. Lineage: Eukaryota; Metazoa; Arthropoda; Insecta; Coleoptera; Brentidae.